AUGGAUGUCAUUAUCAUUGUUUGGAUGGCUCAGCUGAUGGAGGACUUCCUGUUGCUGGAGUACUUCAAGCGUGAAGUACUGAGGUUCUUCUAUGAAGGUGUGCUUUUGAGCCCUCACCCAUUCAAGACCAGCUUCUACGCCCUUGACAAUGUCUGUAACAUGUGGUGCACUGCGGCGCUGAUUGGACACACCUGCACCUCAUCUGCUCACCAGCAUAAAAGCUCUGUUUCCUCACUGCUUCAUUGCCAGAUACUCAGUGUUCCUACCUGCUCUGCAGAAAGCAGGAGGAACCCAUCCAUGGAUACAGUGGCAGCUGAGAAUGAAAAGCAGAUGUCCUGCAGGAAGACUCUUGAUGGAGACUUGGACACGGAUAAAUGUACGUCCAUCACUGCUUCUCAAACCGUCCCCACUGGGUCAGUGGUGUCAAGUGAAAUGACCUCUGCCCCAGUGAAAGUCACACCUGCCAGUCAGGACCACCAGCCCAUCUCGUGUGCAGCCACAGUCUCAGGUCCUCAAACAUCUUCAUCUUCCCUCAUGGUGAUACAUAAGGUUGUCCCCUCAAUAGGACUAGUGAGCACCAGUGGACCACCAGAGGGAACCAAACCACUGAGCGAGAGGACUUCUCUGAACCCAACCGCAGGAAGGACUCUGGUGAUAACUGUACCCGCAGCAGCACCUGCACAGCUUGUAGCUGCAGUCCCUCGACAACCGCAAGCUGCUUCUACAAAGCUCUCAACAAACAUAAGCAUUCCACCAGGUAUGAUGUUGAUCCGCAGUGACAGUGGUCAGUUGAUGCUCGUGUCCCAGCAGGCUUUGGCUCAGGCUCAGCAAGUUCCAAGAUCCACCAGCAACCAAACGUCCAGAGUCCUUGCACCACAGGUGAUUGGUGCGGCUUCAAAACCGGCUGCAGUUCAGACUCUGGUGAAGCAGCCAGGGCCCACAGGAACAAAGACCGAGCCAAGAGCCACCUUUAGUCAGGAGAUGAUGGACAAUGUCAAGAAGUGCAAGAACUUUCUGGUGACUCUGAUCAAGCUGGCAUCCACCAACUCCAAGUCUGCCAACCUGGGAGAUAAUGUUCGAGGGCUGGUUCUAAAUAUGCAGGAAGGAAAAGUCGAAGCUGAGGCGUUUACAGAACAUCUCUACCGUGAACUGAAGUCGACUCCUCAGCCGUGCUUGGUGCCGUUCCUGAAGAAAAGCCUUCCUGCUGUGCGUCACUUGACUACAGAUGCACAAUUAUUUAUUCAACAAGCUUCAGCUCCCAGACAAAGUAGCAGCAUGAAUUCCUGUGAGACCACCGUCUGCACCCGCCAGAAUGAAGGAACCUUUCUAAAACAUGGGCUGAUGACAUUGGCUCAGUCCCAGUUUUUGGUAUCUAAAAGCAGCACGCCCACACCCAACCACCACACAGGGUCAUUUGGUAUGAAGCAACCUGUUGUUUUUGAUCAGCCCUCAUUAAUAAAAUAUCCAUUCAAAGACGGUUCAGGAUCUUACAAAGACAAUGAUGACAUUAAUGAUGUAGCUUCAAUGGCUGGAGUCAACCUCAGAGAGGAGAAUGCCCGGAUCUUCACCACUCUGGUCGGCUCUGUCGUGCACUCGUGUCACGAUCAGCCUUUCCUGUCUACCAACCUGUUGCUCAGCCGAAUCCUGUGCACAGGUGAAGUAGUGGGAGUGAAUGAUGUUGGUCCAGAGGUGGUUGCGCUAGUUUCUCAUGCUGCACAGGAGUUUCUCCGAGGACUUCUUGAGAGGCUGUUGGUUUUGGCAGAACACCGAAAGCACAUGCUAAAGGAGGACCUACAGCACAACAAAGUGAGUGACGUGCGCUCGCAGCUUCGCUUCCUGGAGGAGGUGGAGAGUUUGAAGAAAAGGAAGAUUGAUGAAGAAGAGAGAGAGAAGCUGUUGUGUUUGGCCAGAAGUCGCUCAAACACUGAGGAUCCAGAGCAUCAGCUGCUCAAGCAGAGAGCCAAAGAGUUACAGCAAACAGAAGAAGCUCAGCUGCAGCAAAGACAGGCCAACAUCGCUGCUUUGGCUGCUAUCGGGCCUCGCAAGAAGAGAGCCCCGGAAGAGAGCCAGGCAUGUGUGCUGCCCAGACCAGGUGUCCACAGAGUGACCCGGGUCAUGUUGACAGAUCUGCUGUUCUGUAUGGAGCACGACCAUUUUCUGCACCACUCUCUCACUCUCUACAAAGCAAUGGUCGGUUAA
Messenger RNA from Thalassophryne amazonica, 2199 nucleotides. RefSeq names its product transcription initiation factor TFIID subunit 4-like. Gene Ontology annotation, molecular function: DNA binding; protein heterodimerization activity; RNA polymerase II general transcription initiation factor activity. Bases 1 to 2199 code for a protein of 732 amino acids. Gene Ontology annotation, biological process: transcription initiation at RNA polymerase II promoter; DNA-templated transcription. The transcript has 17 exons. NCBI's taxonomy places the organism in Eukaryota, Metazoa, Chordata, Actinopteri, Batrachoidiformes, Batrachoididae. Gene Ontology annotation, cellular component: transcription factor TFIID complex. The record is from RefSeq and is a predicted model, not a curated record.